AUUGGGAAUUGCAAAACAUUCUUCCCCAAGAAAAACCCUCCAAAAAGCUCCAACUCCAAACCCCACCCAAUGCCGUUCACACACAAUACACACGGUACACAGUGAUUCUCAGCUCUAGACAUGGAAAUCGACGGCAAUCCAGCCAGCCUAAUCGAAGACAAGGACCUGUUCAAGGCGGCGGAGUUCGGCGAUAUCUCGGUUUUCCGAUCGCUCUCUGAAGAGCAGCUCCUCAAAGCCAGCUCGCUCCGAAACGAAGAUGGCCGCUCUCUCCUACACGUCGCCGUUUCGUCCUCCCAGCCCGAGGUGGUGGAAAUUCUAUCGGCUGCCGGCCCAUCGGUUGUGAAUAGUUGCGAUGAAGAAGGCUGGGCUCCCCUGCACUCGGCUGCGAGCAGCGGCAACUUAAAAAUUAUCGAGAUUUUACUGGACAGAGGAGCUGAUGUGAAUCUGAAAAACGACGGUGGCCGCACGGCCCUCCAUUAUGCUGCUAGCAAGGGCCGGCUGAAGAUAGCUGAAAUCCUUGUUUCACACGGCGCAAAACUCAACAUCAAAGACAAGGCUCGUCGACUUUGUUACAGUAUUAUAAAUUUUUUCGGAUGUACCCCAUUGCAUCGUGCAGCGAGCACAGGAAGUGCAGAGUUGUGUGAGUUCUUGAUCGAGGAAGGAGCAGUGGUCGACGAUGUUGAUAGAGCAGGUCAAACUCCACUCAUGACUGCUGUAAUAGCCCUUCUUCUUAUAAGACAUGGAGCUGAUGUUGAUGCCAAGGAUAAAGAAGGAUACACAGUUCUCGGCCGAGCUUCUGAUGAUAUACGCCCACUUAUAAUCGAUGCUGCUAAGGCUAUGCUGGAAGACUGAAAAUGAUGGUUCUUCUUUACAUAUCAAGACAGAAAUACAGAGUUGCAUCACCUUUUUUGUUUGUUCUCAUGUAGUUUUGUGACUAUUGUUUGUGCUUUCCUAAGCUCAUGUUGGAUUUUGCCCCUCCUAUAGUUUGGUAUUUUGUUUGAAUUCUUUUAUAAAAGUGACCAAUGGCAUUUUCAUAUUUUGGGGAAAUUGCCAAAAUAGUCAUAUGUUUGGGUGAAAUGCAAAAAAUGAUCCUUUCUGAUUGGUUUUUUGCAAAAUUGGUCCUGGAUGCAUUAAUUUGUCUCAAUUUAAGGACAAAUUUCACUAGCCUAUAAGGUGGUGCUUAGUUAGAGCUAAAGACCAGAACUGUAAGCACUUUACAAUUCUUAUUCAGUCAGCGGAUAUGGUGGAUGAUAUCAAUAGAGGACUGCUGAAUACAGAUGAAUCAAAUCAGGAGCUGUUAGACAUUAAAAAUCUUCUGUGAGGCUACUGUUGACACUAUUUUUUAGAUUGUUGUUGUUAUUGUGUUAUUUAGACUGCGGCAAUGUUGCCAAUUAGGGGGUGGAUUACCAUGCCUCGUAAUCUAUGUGAUUUGUAAUCAGUUGAUUACCAUGUACAUUUUCUUAGUUUAAUAAAAGUUUGUUUCUAUGUCGUUG
This is a messenger RNA of Striga asiatica, 1493 nucleotides long. Lineage: Eukaryota; Viridiplantae; Streptophyta; Magnoliopsida; Lamiales; Orobanchaceae. The record is from the annotation of a GenBank genome assembly.